This is a messenger RNA of Doryrhamphus excisus (bluestripe pipefish), 2162 nucleotides long. It is a transcript of the gene tram1, whose product is annotated as translocation associated membrane protein 1. The record is from RefSeq and is a predicted model, not a curated record. NCBI's taxonomy places the organism in Eukaryota, Metazoa, Chordata, Actinopteri, Syngnathiformes, Syngnathidae. Gene Ontology annotation, cellular component: endoplasmic reticulum membrane. Gene Ontology annotation, biological process: SRP-dependent cotranslational protein targeting to membrane, translocation; protein insertion into ER membrane.
CGACCUUCUUCUGUCUGCUACCUCACCGCUUAUGACAGGCGCCACCACAGCGACGCUGAGAACAGAGGAACCUGCAAAUACACUCCAAUCCUCCAGAUGGCGACAGAGCGCGCCAGCAGUUUCCUGUGUUUCCCCACGAAACGUGUCGUUGUCUGAACGCAGCUCCCCACUCUUCCGUGGACCCUCCCACUAAAGCAGAAGAGUGACACGCCAUUUAAUCGCCGCCUGGCCCUGGUUGUGCUUCUCGGAAACAGGAGGGAACCUCAGACGCUCAUAUAUAGAAGGAUAAAUUCACCUUAAAGAAAACAAGUCCAAUUUCCCUGAACCUAGCACCGACUCGUGCCGACAUGGGGAUCCGAAAGAAGAGCAACAAGAGCCCGCCGAUGAUGAGCCAUGAGUUUGUGAUCCAGAACCAUGCAGAUAUUGUUUCCUGCGUUGCUAUGGUGUUUCUUCUCGGCUUGAUGUUUGAGGUCACAUCAAAGUUUGCGGUAUUGUUCAUCACCGUCCAGUACAACGUCACCAUCUCUACAAACGGUCCAGAAGAAACAGCCGUGAACCACUUCCACCACGGUUUCAAAGAUUUAGCCACCAUCUUUUUCUACAUGCUGGUGGCCAUCAUCAUGCACGCCAUCAUCCAGGAGUACGUGCUGGAUAAAAUCAACAGAAAGAAGCAUUUCUCCAAAACCAAACACAGCAAGUUCAACGAGUCGGGUCAGCUCAGCGCUUUCUACUUGUUCUCCUUCGGUUGGGGCGCUAGCAUCCUGCUGUCUGAGAACUUCCUGUCCAACCCAGUCUCCCUGUGGGAAGGUUACCCCCACACGCUGAUGCCGCUCCAGAUGAAGUUCUACUACAUCUGUCAGAUUGGCUACUGGCUUCACGCCCUCCCUGAGCUCUACUUCCAGAAGACAAAAAAGGAGGACAUUCCACGCCAGCUUGUGUACAUCUUCCUCUACCUGGUCCACAUCGCAGGCGCCUACGUACUCAAUCUGAACCGCCUGGGCCUGGUCCUGCUGGUGCUGCACUACUUUGUGGAGCUUCUCUUCCACGUUUCCCGCCUGGUCUAUUUCAGUAAUGAGAACAGACAAAUGGGUUUCACCGUAUGGGCAGUGCUGUUUGUCGUGGGACGGCUGCUCACCCUGUCCUUGUCCGUCCUCACUGUGGGUUUCGGUCUCACCAACGCCGAGAAUCAAGGCUUUGAUUUGGCCGCUGGAAACUUUAAUAUUCUUUUUGUGAGGAUAACCGUCCUGGCCGCCGUGUGCCUGACUCAGGCCUUCAUGAUGUGGAAAUUUAUCAACUUCCAGCUGCGCCGGUGGAGGGAGACCUCUCAUGCUCAGACCUUGAAAAAGAAACAAGUUCCCUCCAAGAGCAAAUCAAAGAAAGAUAAAGCCAAUGGUGUAAACGGAGUCAACGCCCAUGCAGCUGAUUCACCGAGAUCAAGAAAGGAGAAGUCGUCUUAAGAGAAACCUCCCUUCCUCCCUCUCGUCCGCCCGCCCACCCGCCAACGACCCCCUGUGCCUCCGUGGUGGUAUCCGUCAUGAGAUGAGACGCUUCUCGGCCACCAUCGAUUUAUGCAUUUUCAGCUUUCACUCAGCGGACAUCACAGAUAACUAGGAAGGCGAGGAUGGCAUCGCUACUUUGGAAAAGAAAACAGAAAUUCUGGAAUAAACUAUACUGUAUUAAAAAAAAAAAUAUUUAAGAAGUGCCUAUUGCCACAGAUGGUUUUGUACAGGGUGUGUAAUUUUAAAAUUUUCCAAAUUUUUUGUUUUGACGCGCCCCCACAUGUUCCUGCUCCAUCGUUUACUGUCCCCUUUCUGUGUAUUUAUAGCUGGUCCGUGUACAGGUUAACAAACGUCCGUCGUAAUCUAAACCAACUGUAGCUUUGGCUCUCCAUUGUAGCAAAGCAGAAAGACCACUUCACUGAAACAACAGAACAAGUAUUUUUCUAAUCAUGAGUCGUCACAAAGUGGCAUUAGUAUAAGGAACGCUCGUCAUCAUUGAACGGCUCCCCGCUGGAUGAGUUGGUAACGCAAACACGUUGCGUGUCAGGAGCACAUGCUGCAUUUCUAUUAUUGCUUAAAAACAAACACAAAAAAAGAGGGAUUUGUUGUCAAAGCAUGGAUGGAUUUUCUUUUGAUUGUGCCAAAUAAACCAGAUUGACUGUU